AUGAGUACAGGUUAUCAACACGCGCUUCGGAAUUACAAAACAUUGUAUGACAAGGAACUUGGUGCUAAAGAAACUAUUCGUAGAUACAAUGGCUUCAUACCGGGACAUCCCAAGUAUGACGUCAAACUUCCUCUAACUGACCCAAGAAACCACUAUAUUCCGUAUCGAGCGAUACCACAGGCUGAUUUGGAUGUGCCAUCCUUCACGAUAGAUCGGAACACUGUGUUUUAUCCCAAAGUGGAAGUGACGCUUUUCAAAUUGAACGAUAAUGUCAACAAAACGUUUCUCCAGCAAUUGGCUGCGAAAAUUGCACCACCUGUCGAUCUCGAAGUUUUUUAUCAUCCAGUCACGAAGAAGCAUAUGGGAAUGGCUAUGAUUGUUUUCACAACGUUUGCAGAAGCUCAUAAAUUCGUGCUUGAGUACAAUGGCAAAAGUAUCAUGGGAGGACAAGUGAUCUGCUGUCACGACCCUUACUCUAUCACGCAUCAACUUUUUACCGAGAUGAAUUGUGCAACAGCGCAGCAAACUCAUACUGCCACGCCAGGGCCUCAUAUAAUGGAGUGUGCAAUGGAUGAGCAUAUGGAAACGAAGUCCAGUUCUGUUCCGACAGCUCGACUCGCUUCAUUCCAUACUGAGAAGCCCAUCGAGACUUGCACUCCUGAUCCAGAUAUCUCUCUACGGUAUCCAUUUCUAUUACUUAAAUUUACAGAAAUAUGA
Molecule: messenger RNA, 717 nt
Organism: Haemonchus placei
Lineage: Eukaryota; Metazoa; Nematoda; Chromadorea; Rhabditida; Trichostrongylidae
Source: the annotation of a GenBank genome assembly